This is a messenger RNA of Juglans microcarpa x Juglans regia, 1279 nucleotides long. Its product is annotated as probable xyloglucan endotransglucosylase/hydrolase protein 30. Gene Ontology annotation, biological process: cell wall biogenesis; xyloglucan metabolic process. The transcript has 4 exons. The coding region runs from base 227 to 1270 and encodes 347 amino acids. Gene Ontology annotation, molecular function: xyloglucan:xyloglucosyl transferase activity; hydrolase activity, hydrolyzing O-glycosyl compounds. Gene Ontology annotation, cellular component: cell wall; apoplast. The record is from RefSeq and is a predicted model, not a curated record. Lineage: Eukaryota; Viridiplantae; Streptophyta; Magnoliopsida; Fagales; Juglandaceae.
AAGAAACUUCAGCAGCCAAAGACCUUUUCUUUUUCUGUUCUUUCUCUCCCUCUCUCUCAUGUCUCUCGUCAUAUCGAUCCUUUGUUAAUUCGCAUUUAAUUUCUUCCGUUGUUGUUGCUGUUGUUCUGUGUGUAUAUAAACUUGCAGAGAACGCAAAGCUAGAGAGAGAGAGAGAGAGAGAGAGAGAGAGAGAACGUAGGAAAUAGAAAACAAAAGGGAAAAAAACAUGGAUCGUUUACGUUGGUUUGGACGCUCGGAUACGUUGUUCGUGUUCCUUGCCAUCCUUCUCCCCCUAUUUUUCUCCAUUGCCAACUCAGCUUUCAACGUCACCACCAUUCCUUUCAAUCAAGGCUACCUUCCUCUCUUCGGCGACGACAACCUCGUUCGCUCUCCCGACGGCAAAGGCGUCCGCCUCCUUCUCGACCGCUUCACAGGUUCGGGCUUCAUCUCCUCCAAACUAUACAAACAUGGGUUCUUCAGCGCGAAUAUCAAGUUGCCGUCCGAUUACACCGCUGGCAUCUGCGUUGCGUUCUAUACAUCGAACGGUGACGUAUUCGAGAAGAGUCACGACGAGCUGGACUUCGAGUUCUUAGGGAACCUUGAAGGGAAGCCAUGGAGGUUCCAGACUAACUUGUAUGGAAAUGGAAGCACAAACCGUGGGAGGGAGGAGCGUUACCGCCUUUGGUUCGAUCCCACCAAGGAAUUUCAUCGCUAUAGCAUCCUUUGGACGGCCAAGAACAUCAUAUUUUACAUUGAUGAAGUUCCUAUAAGAGAGGUUGUAAGAAAUGAUGCAAUGGGCGGUGACUACCCAUCAAAGCCAAUGUCUUUGUACGCCACCAUAUGGGACGCUUCAAAUUGGGCCACAUCUGGCGGCAAAUACAAAGCGAACUACAAGUAUGCCCCCUUUGUAGCCGAGUUCAAAGACCUUGUCCUCGAGGGUUGCCCCACGGACCCUAUCCAACAAGUCUCGGAUGCUGGAGUUUGCAUUGAAAAAGAUAUUGUUAACCUUAACAGUCAAGACUAUGCCAUUGUGACGCCUGAGCGUCGUCUCACCAUGCGGAAGUUUCGUCAAAAGUUCAUGUACUACUCUUAUUGCUAUGAUACGUUGAGAUAUCCUGUGUUGCCACCAGAAUGUGUUAUUAUUCCUUCAGAGAAGCGGCGGUUCAAAGACACCGGAAGACUUAAGUUUGGAGGAAGCCACCACCGCCAGUCGAGGCGGAGGAGUCGGGCUCCAGUCACUUCUAAUUCGGAGUUUGAUUUGAAUAUGUGAUAUGUUGAU